AGAUCUAACUUUAGUCACCUUGGGUUUCCUUUUUCAGAUCUGACACAACUGUAGGAUUCGUUUGCAGGAAAGAUGACCAAAAGGACAAGACAUGCAGUGAUUACCGUGUUUGUUUCUGCUGCCCCUCAUCAUUCUGUGAGCUGCCAUGCUGGACUCAGUGGUUUGACAGAGAUGACCCCACUGCAACGGGGGACUGGGAGACCCUCACAGACCUGAGAAAAGAAAAUCCGGGAAACAUUUGCAAGAACCCAUUGGAAAUCCAAGUGGAAACUACAUCUGGAAAGAGUGUAGCUUCAACUGGGGAUGUCAUUUUUUGUAUCCGACACAACUGUCGGAUUCGUUUGCAGGAAAGAUGACCAAAAGGACAAGACGUGCAGCGAUUACCGCGUUCGUUUCCGCUGCCCCUCGUCAUUCUGUGUGUGUUGGUCCAACUGGUUUGAUCGGGACGAUCCUUCUGGAACAGGGGACUGGGAGGAUUUGACCAACCUGAAGAAAGAAAACAACGGAAAGAUUUGCGACACUCCUGUACAGAUAGAGGCUGUUACCACAGAUACCUCAACUCCAGCCACCCUCACAGGGCAAACCUUUGAAAAGUACAGUCCGACUGAGGGGUUAGUCUGCCUCAAUAAAGCCCAGAAAAAUUCCAUCUGCAGAGACUACAAAGUUCGUUUUGGAUGUCCCUGCCCUGGUACCACCAUCAUUUAAGCCGGACUCCACCAAAACACUUUGACUUAAGUAGAUUUUGUCUACUUCCUCAUUAUGUUAAUCAAAUCCUAA
Thalassophryne amazonica is the source of this 777-nucleotide messenger RNA. It is a transcript of the gene muc5.7, whose product is annotated as cartilage intermediate layer protein 1. The record is from RefSeq and is a predicted model, not a curated record. Bases 304 to 705 code for a protein of 133 amino acids. The transcript has 5 exons. NCBI's taxonomy places the organism in Eukaryota, Metazoa, Chordata, Actinopteri, Batrachoidiformes, Batrachoididae.